This is a messenger RNA of Dunckerocampus dactyliophorus (ringed pipefish), 2282 nucleotides long. RefSeq names its product high affinity immunoglobulin epsilon receptor subunit beta-like. The record is from RefSeq and is a predicted model, not a curated record. The coding region runs from base 230 to 913 and encodes 227 amino acids. Lineage: Eukaryota; Metazoa; Chordata; Actinopteri; Syngnathiformes; Syngnathidae. Gene Ontology annotation, cellular component: membrane. The transcript is spliced from 7 exons.
GGUUUGUACCGUUGUCAUCGUAGGAAAGUUGGGCAAACUUUCGCGAGGUCAUCUAAUCGUUUUAAUAAAAAUAAUAACAGCAAUAAUAUUAAUAAUAAUAGUUCGGUGGGUUUGUCUCAUUUACGACGUUUUUAGGUGAAUCUGAAAGCAUCGCUAUUUGAUCAACUGGUUGUUUUUCACGAUCAAGUGCUUCACUUUUUCGUGCCUCACUUCAGUCAAACAGCAGAGCAUGGCGUCCUCGUCCGUCACCACGGUAGGCGGCCUAGUGAUCGUCACUCAGGUCAUCCCUCAAGAUGAAACUUCCAUCCCGCUCCAGACGCCCGGGAGCACCGCUGCACAGGCCCCGCCCCCUGUGUCUCCCACCAAUAUGGAUGAGGCGCCUAAAACAGACCUGCAAGGGGCGCUGCCGGGCCUCGGGGCGGUGCAGGUGGCCAUCGGGCUGCUGUGUGUUCUCUUCAGCUUGAUCGCCACCUUCUCUCCUUACCUGAUGCUCCACGUGGCGUUCUGCGGCGGUGUGUCGUUUGUGGUUUCGGGUUGCCUGGCGGUGGCAGCGAGGAGGCGGGCUGCGGUGACACCGAUGUGGGCAUGCUUGGUGUCAAACGGCAUCAGUGUGCUGCUCAGCCUCAUGGGCGUGGCCUACCUCUGUUUGCUGCUGAGCGGCGCCCACCCAUCAGAGGGAAUUUGCGGCAGCCUCAGCAAGGAGAACUGGUGCGUCAGUCGGCUUUGGGUGCUGGACAUGGUCUUGGCGGGCCUGGAUGGUCUCUUCCUGGUUCUGCUUGUCCUGCAGGGGUGCGUCUCUGUCGCCGCCUGUGUCUUUGCCGCCAUCGGCAUCAGGCAACACCGCCGCUACACGGCCCUCACGAUCGAGGAGCGCAGUGAUGGGAAUGAAGCGGUGCCGCCACAGUCACCGUGACAACAGACAAAACUAUACCUGUAAUGGGGGCAUUCGAACGUACUAUAUCCCACCCUCUUCCUGCUUAGCCACGACUGAUAACUGUCGGUCACUUCUUUGAGAUUGCGUGUAUGUGUAUGUAUAUGUGAGCGCACUAAAUGGGCAGGUGCCUCUGCACGAACCAUGAGUGAGCGACAGCCGUUAAACACCACUCCCUAUUUUCGAGCUGAACAAAAAAUGUCAUUGUAAUUGUGAACACUGUAGACCUGGGGUCGGCAUCCUUUACCACCAAAAGAGCCAUUUUGCCUCCCCUUUCAGUAAAAAAAAAAAUAGUCGGGAGCCAAAAAACAUUACACAACUUAAUAAAUAAACUUGUUACAACCACAAAAUUCAUCAAACAGAAGUGCGCCUACAUUUGUAGGCCUACUCUGACACCAGUCAAACACUUGACUCUGUAAGUCUUACUGAGUGGUUCCCAUAUUUGUGUAAAAGUAAAACAAAAUGUAAUGUAAUCUUUGCAAAGAGAGGCAUACUUUAAUUGUCUCAAUCAUUUCCUGUUUAUUUUUUAUUGGGAGAAUAGAUGUGCUGAUAUUUUUAUGAACGAUUCUUUCAUGUAUUCUCCAUCUGUGAAGGGCUUCCCAUAUCAUGUGCAGCCCAGUGGCAAUUUUCUGGCUAAAUCUGGUUACUUUCCAAACUCUCUUGGUGUCUUAUUUUCUCAAAAAUAAGCGACUAGCGACAAAUGCAAAGACUCCUUCUGACGUCGCUAGGAGAUUUUUCUGGUAUUAGCGUGUCACGGGCUCCGAGCACGUAGCUACAGCGCGCUUCUUGUUAUAAAACAUAUUUCUAUGCUCUUGUUAAAUUGAUUUAUUUUACUGUGCUGUAACUUGCUUCAGACUCAACUCAAAACUCCCUCACCUUUUUUCUCUCCUGUGAAGUGAGACUCACCGCAUACACUAGCCUAGGUCCCCCUCUCUUGCUCAUCCAAUCAGCAGUCAGAAUGCAGUCUAAAUACGUUCACGGACUUGCAGUGCAUCGGAUAUUUAAUUUUUUUUUUUUUUAAAUGGACAUAUACCUUACUUCGAUGUUGAAAAAAAUCACUGCAAAGGGAGCCGCAUCAAGGAAGCUGAAGAGCCACGGGUUGCCGACCCAUGCUGUAGACAUUAUUAGUACAAUCUGUUCUUUGGAACCAAAACUUUUGGUAACAUAUGCCCUCCGUGGCAGACGUCUCUGUGACACUCUCUUGAUAUGCCAGCGGGUGGUGGUGUUUUUUGUGUGAAAACUGCAGCCAAGGAGGGAUAGCACCUUUCUGUCGCAAUGCCAGUCAUGAGCUCAUUCCUGACAUGUAACCACUUCAUUAAACUCAUUCAACGUCUGUCGUUGACCACACCAA